AUGGCAGCAACUAUUAACGGUUACUGUGAUUCCAAAUUAUCCUCUGUCUAUACCUUGCUAGAGCAUGUUAUUGAAUCGGAAGAGGAACUGGGCGCAUCAAUUGUGGUCAACAUUAAUGGGCAAAAUGUGGUGGAUAUUUGGGAAGGCUACUUCGAUGAGGCUCGCCAAAAACGAUGGGAGAGAAAUACGAUCGUAAACGUAUUUUCUACAACGAAAACGGUCACGGCUCUUGCUGCAUUACUAAUGAUCGAUUGUGGGAUUGUUGGUGCCAACGCAAAAGUUUCAGAUUACUGGCCGGAAUACGCAGCUAAUGGAAAAGAAAAUACUUUGGUCCGUCAAAUUCUCUGUCAUACAGCGGGUGUUCCGAGCUGGGAUCGGCCAAUGACUAUAGAAGAUGUGUGUGACGUCGAGAAAUCCACGGCAAUACUUGCAGUAGAAGCACCAUGGUGGACUCCCGGCAUUUGUUUAGGUUAUCACUCUUUCAUGAUGGGCCAUCUCAUUGCGGAAAUCGUUCGUCGAAGAACAAGGAAGUCCCUCAAACAAUUCGUGGCUGAGGAUAUUGCCGCUCCACUACAGGCAGACUUUCAGAUCGGGGCGAUAGAAGAAGACUGGCCUCGUGUGUCAGAUGUAAUACCGCCCCCAAACAAGCCGCAGGAAGAUGCUUCGAACCUCGAACAACUCUCAAUCAGUGAUCGUGUAAAAAUUAACCCGCCUUAUCAUCCUCGGUUUGUCAACACUAGGGCGUGGAGACUUGCAGAACUUGGGGGCGGAAAUGGUAAUGGUAAUGCUCGAUCUCUGGCUCGCAUUAUGUCCACUGUCUCACUAGGUGGCAAGGCUGAGGGCACGCAGAUACUUUCACAACAGUCUAUUGACGAGAUUUAUCAAGAACAAAUUUCAGGCAUAGAUCUUGUCAUUGGUAGGUCUCUGCGUUUUGGAUUGGGGUUUGGUCUUACAGGCAAAGGUACAUUCAUCGACUGGAUACCUGAGGGUCGUGUCUGUUUUUGGGGCGGAUAUGGUGGCACUUUCGUUAUCAUGGAUGCAGACCGUUGCCUUACCAUAUAA
Messenger RNA from Talaromyces rugulosus, 1062 nucleotides. RefSeq lists its product as uncharacterized. NCBI's taxonomy places the organism in Eukaryota, Fungi, Ascomycota, Eurotiomycetes, Eurotiales, Trichocomaceae. The record is from RefSeq and is a predicted model, not a curated record. The transcript has a single exon. Bases 1 to 1062 code for a protein of 353 amino acids.